UUCACAAUUAAUACUGACUCAGUUCACACAGCUGCUGCCCAAAUCAACAUUCACACCUAUCAUGUCAUCAGACGUAGGAAGCUAACAACUUUUGUUUGGGCCCGACGCAUCUUCAGCCUAGGCUGUCCUGAAACCGGAUAAGGGGCGCAUACAUACCUAUCCUAGUCCAACCCGCCGCGUUGGCGCAUCCUGAGCCCAUCAACCACAUUCCUAAACCCACCUUCAUCAUUGCUCCCUACUGCACCGACUGCGUUAGUGGAUUUAGUCUGUCAGUCCUUCGCACCCAUACGCUUCCUUCACAGAGCUACCCACUUCCACUUUUUUCCUUCCCAAAAAAACAACAGUCGCCUUGUGGAUUUUGACCCAUUCAUGCGUGCCAUGUUCACCGGGUCGACUGCCACCACUGCGAUCACCGACCCCCCGGAUCCCGGGAACAACACUUCCUCCUCCACCACCACCACGUCGCAGCUCUUCACCCCCCCUCCCCCUCCGCCGCCUGCUGUCUCCGUCUCUGCUGCAGAUGAUUCCUUUACGCGACGAAUCAGAUCCAAAUCUUCCCUGCGCAGCCUCCGCAGCCUUGGAAGCAACAGUACGCACGAAGACGACCCUGACGACAUCCCCGACCCCAGCGCUGAGAAGACCCUCAUUCGCCCGUCCAUUCUCCGUCGAUUAUCCCCCGGCCUCGCCGCUCGCGUCAAGUUGCUCGACGGCAGCAAUAGCAAAUCCAACAGUCCAUCCCGAGUCGGAGCCGUCGGUCGGAUCCCCGAGGAACACAUUAAGGAGUUGGACAGCUUGCAUCAGGACUUAUCGAUAAGGAUCCAGAAAAAGGGUCGCGCGUGGAACGGGCUGCACCGGUCCCACAAGGAGAGGAAACGGCAGAUCGAACAACAUUACUCACAGCACCCGCAAUCGCAUUCAAACCACCUGGAGGUUCCCGACCCAGAGCUUCCGGAGGAGUUACUCGCAGACGAGCUGUACCCAGAGGAAGAGGAAGCUUACGAAACAACGGAACAAGCGCCAGAACAGGACCUGCCACCGCCAAGGCCAGAGCCAGACUUAUUUUCACCGACCGCGAUAUCGGCCCCAGAAGAGCUCUCAGUGAGGGAGAAGGUCGACGCAGAGGUCGAGGAAGAUAGACGAGCAGAGCCAGGAGCUUACCUGGAGCCAGAACCAGGACCAGAACCAGAAUCAGAACGAGAAUCAGAACGAGAAUCAGAACCAGAAUCAGAACCAGAAUCAGAACUAGUAGCCGAAGCUCCAGCCGAAGAACUGCAACAGGAAGAGCUAGUGAGUGAAGACUCACCAGCCGACAUGGCUGCCGUCGAACGAUCUCGGCUGCCACUCCGCCCCGGAUCAGUGAACGGGAUGCCGUCCACGAACCCGACGGACUUCGAAAAGUACCUCAAAAGCACUAGUGACAACGAAUCAGGGCCCCCUCCCCCGCCACCGAAAGACUCCCCCCGACCCUUGUCUAUUUCUUCUACAAACUCGCAAUCCUACUUCAAUCCCUUAGGUCUACAACGCACAGAGUCGAUAUACUCGUUCUCAAGGGCAUCCUUUAGCAAUCAGCUCUCGCAACUUACAUCCAUAUCCCUCCCUCAACCAUCCUUGCUGGAAGCCGGCAUCGCCUCGAUACCCACUGCUUCCGCGGCCGUGCGAGCGCUUACGGGAGCCGCAGACCAGAUUCAAAUAUGGAUCAAGAAGGCAUCGGGUGUUUUAAGCGGGCUAGACGCGGAGGAUGAUGUCGAAUGGGCAGCUGCCGGAGGUCGGGAAGGGCUAGACGGGGUUGACGGAGCGAUCACGCGGUUCGAGAGUCUGAUCAACGUUUACGUCAAAGCUAUUGAGGACGUUCAGCUGCGCGAUGAUAUCGAGAGCGUCUCCACUGAUCAAUUGAAUUUGAUCGUCAUCCAGAUGGACGGCAUCAUUCAGAGUUGGUCGCAGAUCAAGAAUCGACUGAAGGGGGUCAAAGAACAGGUGGAGUUGGCGAUGGAAUGGGAAGAACUAUGGAGUAAUGUCCUAGGCGAUGUCAGUGUUGAGGUAGAGAACCUCGGUCGCCUCAUCUUCGAAAUGGAGGAAAAACGACACUGGACCUUGGCAGGCGAACAAGAUUCAUGUGCUACCGGGCUCGACAUCAAUGAGCUGGAGACCAUCGUUGAGGAGACACCGGCGGGUGGACGCAACAGCAAGCGGUUCAGUCUGGAACCCCUUUUCACGGCAACACCUAAUUUGGACAUGCCUAUCAUUCAAACACCGCAGGACGACUCCAAUCACUCCAAUCUGAUCGCUUUAUUUGCUAGGAUUCAACCACUGCGUGCCUCGCUCGACUUUCUUCCCAUGCGGCUGUCCAUGUUCCAGUCGCGGGCCGAGCGCAUCUUCCCCAGCGCGUGUCAAGAGCUGGAAGACCGACGCAAUCAGCUCGAAAAGGCCUACAAGGGUCUGGAAGCAGACGCAGAAGCUUUGCGGAAAGAGCUUAGCGAGGACCGCUGGAUUCUCGUAUUCCGCAACGCGGGCAGCCAGGCGCAGAAAAUGUUUGAGUCGGUCGAGAGGAGCAUCGGGAAGCUUCAAGAAGCCAUUGAGACCCGCACUCAGCUGCAUAACCCGGCCCAAUUCACUAAACGCGUGGAAAGUUACGACGCGAAGAAACAGCAUUAUGUUGCUGCCAUUGAGCGGGUAGUGUCAAUCAUCCAGAAGGGCGUGAACGACCGUCUUACGCUCAAUGGGGAGACCUUACGGCUACUGUCGGACAUGACGUCGCGGGUCGAUGCUCUGAAGGCGAGCAUCCGUGUCAUGGAUGCAUCCCUGGAAGAUAUCAGCUUUACACGGUCCCAACAUUUGCGCGACUCUAUCUCCAGCAUCCUCACGUUGGAUAGCCCACUGACCGGGAGUGUCGCCGAGACGCCCGGCAGCUCCCCGGCUUCAUCGGUAAUAAUGACCCCGGCCACUGCGUUGAAGCGAGCAACCACACCCGUCAACAACUCCAGUCGCCGUGGUAGCUCGGUCAGCUCGGUAGCGCGGACGACGAUGUCGAAAGUGCGACGGUACUCUGGCCUGCCCCAAGUUGCAUCCUCAUUCACGGCGAAGAAGUCGGCGAUUCCGAAAGCGUCACUUGGGGUGACCUCGCCCACUAAGCAGGUGGCCGCGACGCCUACGCCCGCGGCGCGCAAGCCCGUGCCUCGCACCCCAGCGCUGCCGCCAGCGUUGGCCAACCGGCCGCGGUGGACCAACAGUACCAACCUCAACGACAUGAACACGUACAAGUCGAACUCGCUCAACACGCCUUUCCGCAAGUCCUCCGCCCAAGGUCACCCAUCACGACCUUCCUCUACCAUUCCCAUGACGCCAUACCGUCGCGAUAUGUCGCUGUCGCCGGCGCCCAUGAGUUCGCGGUCCGUCAGUCGGGUGUCGAGCCGGCUAGCGUCGCGCAGCCCGGCGCGUGUGGCGUCUCCGACCCCGAACCGCUCCAUUCUGGAUCCUCCUCCUUAUAGCAAACUACGCCGACCCGACGGGUUGGCUACCGCGCCGCGCAGCCGCCAGAGCUUCGCGGGGCUUUCAUUCAGCCGCAGCGUUUCGCAGGACCACAGCCACGCGCUGGCGAGUCCGACCAAGGUGCCUUCGACCCCACGGCCGGAGACGUCGCUGGGACAUGCGAGCCGUCGCAUCAGCUUGAUUCCAUUGCCUAAAGGCCGGGCCGGCAAGGACAAUGCGCCCGGCACGCGCAGCAAGCUCGGCGAGCGACCUCCCUGGCGGGGUUAGUGGCAUUUGUUUUUGUAUUGUUGUAGUUUUAUCGGAGCAUUGCGAUUCGGGUUUCGUGGUGUGUCAUAUAGCAGAUUUGCGUGUCUUUGCAGAUUGAUAUCCCCUCAAGCAUUUUUAGC
Molecule: messenger RNA, 3872 nt
Organism: Aspergillus saccharolyticus JOP 1030-1
Lineage: Eukaryota; Fungi; Ascomycota; Eurotiomycetes; Eurotiales; Aspergillaceae
Product: KAR9 family protein
Exons: 1
Coding region: 370-3753 (1127 amino acids)
Biological process (GO): establishment of spindle localization; nuclear migration along microtubule; mitotic spindle orientation checkpoint signaling
Cellular component (GO): mating projection tip; spindle pole body; cell cortex
Source: RefSeq, a predicted model, not a curated record